CAGAUGCCGACAGAUGUGCCCGAAGACAGGCUCAACAACGAGGAGAAGGCGACCACGUGUGACAGUAUGACUCUGUCCAGCACCCCGACUGUUCGCAGAGGAAGCACUCCUCUGCCUAUUAAGCACCAGCUCAGACGAGAGGAAGCUGUCCAUGAUGACUGUGACUGGACAUCAGGUGCAGCUGGACCUUCCGCUUCACCGCUCAGCUUCAGCCCAGCCUUGGACGACACGCUGACCGUGGCGGUGGAGGGUAGACCUGAUGGGCCUCUAAGGAUCGCCCUGCUGGGGCAGAACGGCGUGGGGAAGUCUUCUCUGGCCAUCGCCCUCGCCGGGGACAUGGACCGGACUGCGUCUGUGGAUUCUGAUGGGGAGGGUUAUGUGCGCACAGUCACAGUGGAUGACGAGGAGAGCACCAUCAUUAUCUAUGACAACUGGAGACAGGACCUGUCGGCUCUGCAGUGUGAGGCGUGUGUCCUGGUGUUUUCGGUGACUGACAGGCGUAGUUUCCACCGCACUGCUCAACUCCGACUUCUCCUGAGAGAGACUCAGCCCCAAACUCCCAUCAUCCUUGUUGGUAAUAAGAGUGACCUUGUUCGCACACGUGAGGUGACCUCUCAAGAGGCCAUGUCCAGCGCCGCCCUCUUCAACUGUCUGUAUCUGGAGAUCUCUGCCUCUCUGGAUCACCGUACCCCGGAGCUCCUGGAGUGUGCGGUGCGUCUGGCCAGGGGCCAGUCUCCGUGGCCCCCGGGGACCAAUGCGGAGGACCUGAGCGGAGGCGGCCAACGCGAAAGCAUCACCUCCCGUGCCAAACGUUUCCUGUCCAGCCUGGUGCCCCGGUACCCGCGAGAGCGAGAAGUGGGCAAGUUCCUGAGGCAGAAGUCCCGCUCGUGCCACGACCUGGGGGCGCUGUGA
This is a messenger RNA of Xiphias gladius (swordfish), 912 nucleotides long. RefSeq names its product GTP-binding protein REM 2-like. The transcript is spliced from 5 exons. Gene Ontology annotation, molecular function: GTPase activity; GTP binding; calcium channel regulator activity. Gene Ontology annotation, cellular component: plasma membrane. The record is from RefSeq and is a predicted model, not a curated record. Bases 4 to 912 code for a protein of 302 amino acids. NCBI's taxonomy places the organism in Eukaryota, Metazoa, Chordata, Actinopteri, Istiophoriformes, Xiphiidae.